AUGGUUUACUCGACAGUCAAGGCUUAUAAGCCCGCGGACCCUGUUCAGUUGCCACUGAGCAAGGAUUCGGGCUACGAUAGAGAGUAUAUCUCGUUGGACAGGCUGAUUGAGGACCACAUUCCUGAGAUCCAGGACAACACCUGGUUCUGGAAUAGUCCUCUUCUGUUUAAUGGCCAUCUUCAAACGAUGUAUGCUGCUGCUGGAAACUUCGAAAAUGUGGAUCAAAUUUACUACGGACGUCGAUUGUUGACUUGGGACAAUGGUGCUACUGUGUCUGUCGACCACGUCAUUAAUACUCCUACCUCGAAAACCGAAUGGGAAGAGGCUCUUAAAUAUAAACCUACUGACAAUCUUCCUAAAUUCCCGUCUAGAACACGAUACUUGACUCCUGAAGAGAUUAUCAAGUUCGAGAAUCCAAAUGAAACCCGUCCUUUGCUAAUUACUCUUCACGGGCUGACUGGUGGGUCUCAUGAAUCGUAUGUCCGAGCCACCAUCAACCAGCUUAUUUUCAAGGCAGGAUCUCGUUUCGAGUGUCUUGUAUUGACCAGUAGAGGCUGUAACCGAACCAAGAUCACCACACCUCAAUUGUUCUGUGGUGCUGCCACUGAAGAUAUCCGGAAUUUUGUCAACCGGAUCCGGGAAAUCCAACCCAACCGUAAAAUCUAUGCUGUUGGAUAUAGUCUUGGAGCAUCGAUGUUGGCCAACUACCUUGGUCAAGAGGGUUCAGACAUUCAAUUAGAAGGAGCCUGUUGUGUCGCCAACCCCUGGGAUCUCAAUGUCAGCAGUAUUGAGCUGCAAAAUACAUACAUUGGCCGUAAUCUGUACUCGCCAACCAUGACCAAAAACCUGCUUCGUUUAGUCAAGAACCACAAGGACGUGCUUUCUAAUAACGAGCACUUUGUGAGAGCACUCAACAAACCGUCACCACGCACCCUUCCUGAAUUCGAUGACCUGUACACUGCGCCAUUUUUCGGGUUCGACUCGUCGUCCGAUUACUAUAGACUCGGCAGCAGUGUGCACCGAUUGACGUCGAUUCGCACACCCACACUAAUCCUCAACUCGCUCGACGACCCCGUUGUCUCAGAACUGGGCAUUCCCUACGCCGAAGCCAAAGUCAACCCAUACACAUACCUCGUGACCACCUCGGUCGGCGGCCACUUGGGCUGGUUCGAGCCCGGUGGCAAACGGUGGUUCGCCGGCGUCAUUGCCGACUACUUCAUCACCCUCGACAACAACGUCAGUACCGUCAAAAAUGCGGUCGCCUCGCUCGACCACCUGCCCAAACGCAAGUGGAAUGUAGAUAGACACAUCCUGUAA
Molecule: messenger RNA, 1317 nt
Organism: Sugiyamaella lignohabitans
Lineage: Eukaryota; Fungi; Ascomycota; Dipodascomycetes; Dipodascales; Trichomonascaceae
Product: putative carboxylic ester hydrolase
Exons: 1
Coding region: 1-1317 (438 amino acids)
Biological process (GO): medium-chain fatty acid biosynthetic process; medium-chain fatty acid catabolic process
Molecular function (GO): monoacylglycerol lipase activity; acetylesterase activity
Source: RefSeq, a predicted model, not a curated record